Symsagittifera roscoffensis is the source of this 1837-nucleotide messenger RNA. Its product is annotated as tyrosine-protein phosphatase non-receptor type 13-like. The record is from RefSeq and is a predicted model, not a curated record. Bases 336 to 1829 code for a protein of 497 amino acids. Gene Ontology annotation, cellular component: cytoskeleton. Gene Ontology annotation, molecular function: protein tyrosine phosphatase activity. The transcript has 2 exons. Lineage: Eukaryota; Metazoa; Xenacoelomorpha; Acoela; Convolutidae.
AUCAAAUUGCGGCGUCGCAAAUCAGAUUUUCGUAAAACAGCAGCGUUUUUUCUCAAACUCGAUUUGAAGUUCAUUAGCUCAAAACGCAAAACCGUACUCUUGUUAUAAAGCAGUUCAUUGUUUCAGAAAGCACCUCUUAUUCAAGUUUCCUUUGCUUCAACGUUUACACGAUUGUACUAUUUCAUAAGAAGUUUGAAGGCAGUUUAAUGGCCAUUUGAGUCACCUACAGGUGUUUUAUUGACAAGUUUCUUAACAGUUCCAGAGCUUAGUUUACAUUAACUUAUCGAAUUCAGCCCCUAGUUAUCAAAACUCCACUUAGUUCUGUGAGAGGACAAAUGUUUGGCACAGAUAGUUAUUCCAUUUAUGUUCAUUGUUUAACUGGCAAUGUUUCCCAGUUUUCGUAUGAAAGUUCACGCAAAAAAUCAAAAGAUGCCAAAAAUUUAUAUGGCAAAAAAUGUCGAAAAAUUUUGGAAUUGAUUUUACAAGAAUGUGGAUUACAUAAUUGUUCAUGGAUGGGUUUGACUGUACGAAACAAAAAAGAAAGCGGGAAAAUAUUUCUGAAUAUGAAUUUACCUGUUAAAACGUAUAUCAGUUGCUUCUCCAAAAACAAGGUUAUGAAUGUUUUAUUGGAAGCGAAAUUCUUUUUUGAAGACCCUUUUCAAAUCACGGACAAACUGUCCAUAUUUUACUAUUACCUGCAGAUCCGUGAGAAUGUCCAGACCCUGAAAAAACUUGCAGAUUCUGACCAAGUUUUGGUUCUGUUUUGCCUCAUUUGCUCAAUUGAGUUGGGUCCGCUGGACGAAUAUUCUCUGGAUCACUAUCUGGACCUUGACCUUUCGCUGUAUCUGCCAACGUGGAUGCUAGAAUUACAUUCUAAGGCAUUCAUUCUAAAGAGCAUCCAACAAGUACAGUCAGAUUCUUGGGGACCAAUUAGCAACAGCAGAUUUAGGCUCAUGAAGAGGUUCAUCACCGAAUCGCAUAGAGUUCCCGAGUUAUGUACUCAUUUCGUACAGGUGAAAGAAGCCCUUAAAACCGUCUCGGAACGAAGUCAAACAUUACUUGGGCUAACUUCACAAUACAUCAGCAUUUACAAUUUAGAUCAAAACGAUCAGUUGAACCUACGGAAAAGUUACCGGUUGGACAAACUUUCAAAGUUGAAAUUCAAAAAGCGAAAACUGCUCAUUGAAAUAGCACACAUGCCAAAAAAGUACAAACACCCCAUUGAAUUCGAAUUCGAGUCGGAACUUGAAUGUGAACGAUUUUUUGAUCUCUGCUGUCAAACAUGCAAUUACCACAUGUUCGCAAGAGAUAUCGCUACAACACUGCGACGAGGAGCUUACGAGGAUCCGAAUGUUCCGAGGGAACUUCCGACGACCAAGCGAAGUUACAGAGAGUCGCUGAUAAGCGGCGACGAAUACGAUGACAAUUAUGAGUUGCGAGGGGUGAAAGGUCUAGCCCAAUGGCGAAGGUAUUCCGAAGAUUUAAAGAGCCAAGCCGCGUCAUCAAAUCAAGACUCCUCGACAAUUGAAAAUCUCGAUUCUACGUUUACCUUCAGUGAAAACUCAAACAAUAUGGACGAUAGCGUUUUCAGUGUCACAUCUCAGAAUAAAAUAUCAGAAGAAGAUCUUUCAAAGUCGUUUUCAAACCAGGAAUUUAAAUGUUCGGAGUUAGCUGUAGAUAUACAACCGAGUAGCCGAGAAAAAAACUCAGAAACUGAGCGCAGAAGUCGGUCAAAUUCUCUUACUUCCGUUAUAACACAAGAGCAAGAGGAAAAAGACUCAGGUUUUAAUACUACACAAACUUUUGACGUUCCAUUUGCAAUUUUGUAAGCUUUUGU